GAAAGCUGAAACGCCUCUGGUCACGCUGAAAAGAAGAAAAGAAAAUUUCCAGCGUCAUUUGGGCAGGAAAAUUGGUAAACAAUAAAGCAAACAAAAGGCUGCGAACAGUGCGAGGCAGAGCGGAAAGGGACUUGGACACCACUUUCGACAGAUCGGUUCGAGAAACGGCCUCAAGAUUGGCAAGAUACGCAAGAGCAAGAAAAUGAGCUACAACGAGAAGUCGGAGGCCAUCACCAAGGAGGAGUGGCUGCAGCGCCUGGAGCAGUUUCCCUUCAAGCAGGCGGACAUGAACCGCCUGAUCAUGAACUACUUGGUCACAGAGGGCUUCAAGGAGGCCGCCGAGAAGUUCCAGCACGAGGCCGACCUGGAGCCCAGCGUGGAGCUGAGCAGCCUGGACGAGCGCAUACUCAUCCGCGAGGCGGUGCAGGCGGGGCGCAUUGAGGAGGCCACCCAGCUGGUGAACCAGCUGCACCCGGAGCUGCUCGGCAGCGACCGCUAUCUGUUCUUCCACCUGCAGCAGCUGCAGCUGAUCGAGCUGAUCCGCGCCGGCAAGGUGGAGGAGGCCCUGGCCUUCGCCCAGAGCAAGCUGUCCGAGUCCGGCGAGGAGGCCAUGUUCGAGCUGGAGCGCACGCUGGCCCUGCUCGCCUUCGAGAAGCCGCAGGAGAGCCCCUUCGCCGACCUGCUGGAGCAGUCGUACCGCCAGAAGAUCGCCAGCGAGCUGAACUCGGCCAUCCUGCGCUGCGAGCACAGCGAGGACUCCACGCCCAAGAUGAUGUUCCUGCUCAAGCUGAUCUUGUGGGCCCAGUCCAAGCUGGACAGCCGCUCCAUCAGCUAUCCCAAGAUGAAGAACCUGGAGACGGCGCACCUGGAGCCCAAGUAGAGCGCCUAAGGCAACUGCGUUGGGGUCGGGAUCGGGAUCACACCAAGAGCCCCGCGAUCGCCCCUUCAAAUUCUUUUGCUAAUGCUAUUGCUAUUGUAUCUCUUUUAAUAAGUAUGUAUGUAUGUAUGCUGGAUGUACGCAGUAAAUUAUUAAAUAAGUAGCCG
This is a messenger RNA of Drosophila biarmipes, 1044 nucleotides long. RefSeq names its product glucose-induced degradation protein 8-B homolog (gene Hou). Lineage: Eukaryota; Metazoa; Arthropoda; Insecta; Diptera; Drosophilidae. Gene Ontology annotation, molecular function: protein binding. The record is from RefSeq and is a predicted model, not a curated record. Bases 203 to 880 code for a protein of 225 amino acids. The transcript is spliced from 2 exons. Gene Ontology annotation, cellular component: nucleus; cytoplasm.